AUGAUACCUUCGACCUCGACCUCGACACCAUUGACCGGCCAAUUGCACCUUCAUCCUCAAGCUGAAACACAACCUCAUUCUCGACCAGCAUUUAUCUCCAUUCCUACCUCAAACUCAACCGCCCCUCCUACCGAUCCGACACCGAUCUCCAUCCCAGAUUCGCUACCUCCCUCUCAACCUUACGAAUCCAGACGUACCAUCUUAAAUCGAGCAUACCCACUUCUCUUUUUAGUCAUUAUAGAUACCUUUUACACCUAUAAGCACUUCUCAAGCCUGUCAUUCUCGACUAGGUUCAUAUCGUUCAUUAGGAUAUUCACUCUGGUAUAUGUGGGAUUCACCAAGAGAUGGAGGUUCAAGAAAAGCUGGGUGAUGUUAGUCUGUGGACUCACGUUGAUUUAUUCGAUAUGGGAGGGAUGUAAGAGGUUUAUGACGAGGGGUGGAAACGACAGUAACAAGGAAGAGGGGGGAGAUGGGAAGUAUUUGAUUCUCACAAGUAUCCUAUCAAUAAUAGAAUAUCUAUCAUACCUUCUCUUACUUCGUCUCUUCCCUCCCUCACCAUCUUCGACUACCGCAAAUCUAUCAUACAAACUGCCCCUAGCACAAACACCCUCUUCGAUGAGAUAUCGAUCAACUUCGACUAGAAAUACACCCGGUUCAGUACGUUUCCACCCACAGAGUCAGCAUAGGAGACACGUCUCAAGAGGGACAUUGAGAUCUGUUCGUGUACGUAGCCGUGGUAAUACCAUCAAUGGAGGUGCAGACGAUAGUGCCAUAUCUCAAUCGGUUGGAUCAGAUCAACAGGGAAUGAGAUAUGAAGCAGACCAAGGAGAUGUAUUCACUUCUUCGACUGAGGUUGGGAUGUCCUCUGGCUAUGGGCUAGGAAGGAGGAGUUUGGACAGGUCGUCAUUACAUCCGCAUGAAGAUGAAUACGAAGAAGGUCAACUAUAUGUAGAAGAAGAGGAACAAGACGACGAGCAAGAUGGGUACGAUACAGAUGAAGAUCGAUUAUCGUAUGGCAGCCCUACCAAGAAUAUAAUCAACUUAGAUAACCUAGAUCACUUAGAAGACCAAGAAGUAUAUGACAUUGAUGGGAAUGAUGAAGACGACGAUGAUCAAUCCGUCUCUUCAAUCUCUUCGUCAUCAAUCAUAGAUCUUCCACCUCCCUUGAUGACUCUGCCAAGUAGAUCAACAAGUCUCAAUAUCAAUAUGAACAUGACAGGAUUGGAAAAUUCACCGAUCGUAGGACCGUUAAUUAGGAGAAGUAGAAGUGCGAGGUUUGUUCCGUCAAGUUGGGGUAGUCUAAGUCCGAGUUCACCUGGGAGAUGGUUCAAUAAUCGGAAUGAGCAGAACCGGACCCAGGGGGAGGAGGAGCUCGGUGAUUAUGGGACUUUCGAAAGGUGA
Molecule: messenger RNA, 1401 nt
Organism: Kwoniella botswanensis
Lineage: Eukaryota; Fungi; Basidiomycota; Tremellomycetes; Tremellales; Cryptococcaceae
Exons: 3
Coding region: 1-1401 (466 amino acids)
Source: RefSeq, a predicted model, not a curated record